AUGGCCGCUGGCGGUUCCUGGCCUGGCGGCGUUGGCCACUGGGCCUGCCCACAGGUACCGCAGACAAGCCAUCAGUCUUUCCAGCCCGCGCUACACUUCCAACAAGGACAGCAGCUGAAUGUCGGUUUGGCGGCUGGUCCAGGCUGUAGCGCUGCAGAGGCAGCUCUUCCCCAAGCUUGCGGCAGCCUCCCCGGCUUCCAGAUACCGCAGCCUGCGAAUGUGUCCAUGGGUAUAAGCCCUGGCAACCUUGCAUUUGCUGCCGGGCCCUUGCUCAUGGUGCCUGGCGGCUUGUUGACCGCCAGCGUCCCUCAGGUUUUUCAAAUUCCCCAGCAAGGUGCGGUGCAGAUCGUGGCCCAAAGCAUGCCUGCCUCCACAGUUUCAUCUGUGGGUGCUUCUGCGGUGGUCGCAGAAUCGGCUGCGAAAACCGCGCCUGGUGAGCCUCGCGUUCCUGCCGGGGUCGUCCAGGCGGCGUCUACUGUGGCGAAGGCAGAUCGCGCGCAGGCAGCGGAGGCGAAGCCUCAAGAGGCCAAGAGCAAGACAGUUGGGUCACUGCUGUCGGCCUACGAUGACGACGCAGAGAGCGAGGAAGGAGUCGAGGAGGCGAAGCCCCCGGUUGCUUCCAAUCCUGUUCUGGAGUCCAGGUCGUGGGAGCAUUGGGAGGACAUGCUGGAGCCCCGGCGACGGCAUGGUAUCGUCAUCGGCAAGCAGCCGGACGAUUUGAUUAUCGCAUGGCCCAGAGAUGAAUCGGGUUAUCCACCAGGCCAUCCGCCGGCAGUGCCACCCGGGUGCUGUACCAAGCACUGCCACUGCAUGGACGGUACAAAGAGGCCGGAGCCUUGGGAGUUGAAGAAGUCCUGGCUGGACGAUGAUUCGGAGAAGGCCUCAGCAAGGGCCUCCUCCGCGAGCGCAGCCGUGGAGGCAUUUGCCAAUCAGACUUUCUGCGUCCGGCGAGGGCGCGUAUCCAGGCAGCACUUGCUGGAGCCAUCGGCCGUGAACGAGUCCAACCAGUCCCAGGCACGGCAGGCGCUGUCAGACUUCAGUAUUUCACUUGCCGGUGUGGUCCGGGAAGUCCUCGCGGCUGUGCCACCGCACAGUCUGGCAGAGGGGCUGCCGCUGCCCACUGGAUCUCUACUCGUGGCGGCGGGACUAGGGGCCGACUAUGCCCCGAUGCGCGUGCGGGGCUUGUCCGAGGCCGUCCGGAUACGCGUUGAUCCAAUCGGUGCUUUUGCUGUGGCGCCGCCCGGUCUAGCAGCCGGGGCCAGCCUACGUCUCCAGCUAGUUCUCCCCGAGGGAGAGGUUGCCGUGGACGCUUGCCGCCUGCAGGAGCCAGUUGCGGGCAGCUGGAGUCGCCUUUUGGAGAAGCCUAUGGAGAGGCUCCAAAGCUUAGAUGCCACCUCCAUUCGUGAUGCGCUGCUGCGGACGUCGUGCCAG
Molecule: messenger RNA, 1431 nt
Organism: Symbiodinium sp. CCMP2456
Lineage: Eukaryota; Dinophyceae; Suessiales; Symbiodiniaceae
Source: the annotation of a GenBank genome assembly